AUGCAGGACUGUAAGUUGCUCUGGGUGAAUCAAGUGUUUUGGAAAUCAAAAGAAUGGAAUAUGAAAAAAUCAAUAUUUGAGUUAUAUGAAGAAAUCGCACUUUCAUUCAGAAACAAGAGUAUUAGAGACAAAAGUAUAACAUCAUCGAGAAACGAUGAAGCAUAUGAACAACAGGCUUAUGAAAACGUGAUCACAUUACCUUGUUCCAUAUGCAAGAAUGAAAUUUCCCUACCUCGUAUUUUUCUCCAUAGAAAGCAACAUGCAGCCCUGGCCACAAUGGGUUUGCAGUGGAUGCGUGGAAGAAGACCACCGCCCUCAAUACUUUCUAUUCAGAGACACUUUCUGAUUUCUAAUCUAUUGUCAUCUUCUACAUUAAAUGAAAAAAUCCUACACAAGAUUAAUAAUGCUUUUGAGCUGAUUUGCAAGGAACGAACACCAGCAUACUACAGGAUUUUCGAUAGUGUUAAUGAGAGUUCCACAUAUUCUCAAAAAAUCUGUCACCUAUUAAUUAAAGGAGUAGCCAUUUGUGAAGACAGGAAUUCUUCAUGGAAAACUGACAUGAAAGAUAAAUUUACCGUAGUGAAUAAUUUUGGCACUAGACGCAAUGUCUGUUUUUUUGGUUUGUUUGAUGGACAUUACGGUCCCUCAGCAGCAGAGUUGACAGCAAUGGAACUCCCAGUUUUACUUCUCCAUCAACUUUCCAAAUUUGAUCCUUCCUACCAAAUGACACCUGAAGAGCAACAACUAGUCAAUUCCUUUCAUACUGUGUUUAGAGAAGACUACGUAGCAAUAGAAGACCUCUUUUCUUCCAUAAAUAAAAGGACAAGAGGAAUGAGGCAGAAGUAUGAGAAUAUACACAAAGCCUUUGCGAUGGCAUUUUGGAGAAUGGAUAGGCUUUUACGUCUUGGAAGGAAAGAAGUGUCCAGGGUUCAAUGGAGUGGCUGCUCUGCAGUUACUUGUAUAUUAGAAGGCAACAUUGAAAGUCCUUCUGCUCAUAAAAAUGGGAGGAAAAAUAAUAAGUGUGAUGGAUUGGCAAAGAGCUCCUCUUCUCAGAUGCCAAAAAUAAUUUCUGGAACAUUACAUGUUGCAAACGCUGGUACUGUGCAGGCAGUUUUAUGCAGAAAUGGGAAAGAUUUUUGCUUAACCAAAGAACACACUACACGAAACAUAAAUGAAAGAAGAAGACUGCUUCAAGAUGGAGCAAUGAUUAGUCCACAUGAACCAUGUGGACUCCUAGAAGGGCAAAUAAAAACUACACGAGGACUUGGAUUUCAUGGAAAUCUCAAACUGAAAAAAUUCAUUAUCCCAGCACCCCAAACUAUUUCUGUGCCUAUAGAUGACUUAUGUCAAUUCCUUAUCCUAGCUACUAAUGGUCUCUGGGAAGUUUUGGACACAAAGGAAGUCACUGCACUGGUAAUGACAACCUUUGACGUGUAUAAGGAAAUAUACCAUUCUACCAUAGAAAACAAAUCUUCACCAUCCAAUGAGCCUCUGCUUUUUUCAACCAGUAAAGCAAGCAUUACUAAAUCAGAAAGUGACAUUCAUGUACUGUUUCAGUAUAAACCUCAGCCUAAAGAACAUGUGUUAACUACAAACUCAAAGAAAAAUUUGUCCAAUUCAAAAUGUUCUAAUAAUUUCAUUUGUAACCCCCCAAAUGUAGACACAUUUCCACCAGAAGUGACUCACCAUGAACUUUGCAGUGAAAAGGAAACUGACAGAUCACCUAGUGUAAAUGGGGUGCAAAAGAAUAAAAAAGACUCAGGCACUAAGAGUUUCUAUGAAGGUGCAGCUGAGUAUGUUAGCCGAGAACUUGUAAGUGCUGCAUUAGCGGCUGGCUCAAGAGAUAACGUUACAGUUAUGGUAAUAUUCCUCAAUGGAAGUGAAUAUCAGUUUCUGACAUAAAAAAUAAAUAUCCAGGGCACCAAAAUACA
Messenger RNA from Nycticebus coucang (slow loris), 1931 nucleotides. It is a transcript of the gene PP2D1, whose product is annotated as protein phosphatase 2C like domain containing 1. The record is from RefSeq and is a predicted model, not a curated record. Lineage: Eukaryota; Metazoa; Chordata; Mammalia; Primates; Lorisidae. Gene Ontology annotation, molecular function: protein serine/threonine phosphatase activity. The transcript has 3 exons. The coding region runs from base 1 to 1902 and encodes 633 amino acids. Gene Ontology annotation, biological process: protein dephosphorylation.